This is a messenger RNA of Dictyostelium purpureum, 621 nucleotides long. It is a transcript of the gene rab24, whose product is annotated as Rab GTPase. The coding region runs from base 1 to 621 and encodes 206 amino acids. Lineage: Eukaryota; Evosea; Eumycetozoa; Dictyosteliales; Dictyosteliaceae. The record is from RefSeq and is a predicted model, not a curated record. The transcript has 4 exons. Gene Ontology annotation, molecular function: GTP binding; GTPase activity.
AUGACAAAAAAUAAAAUUGAUCUCAAGGUAGUACUUUUAGGUUAUGCAUCUGUCGGUAAAACAUGUAUAGUCUAUAGAGAAAUGUAUAAUCAAUUUGGUGAUACACAUACAACCAUAGGAGGAGCUUUUUCGAGCAAAAGAGCAGUUGUUGGUGAUACUGAAGUUUUAUUAGGUAUUUGGGAUACUGCAGGUACUGAAAGAUAUCAAGCUGUAAAUAGAUCAUAUUAUCGUAGAGCGAAUGCUGCUAUUGUUUGCUAUGAUUUAACUAAUAGCGAAACUUGGGAAAAAGUUACUUUUUGGGCAGAGGAGCUAACCCAAAACGAACCAGAUAUCGAAAUUUAUAUUGUUGGUACAAAAUUAGAUCUAAUUCAACAUGGUGAACAAAGAGCAAUUCCAAAUAUAAGGGUUGAAGAAACAGCAAAGAGAUAUAAUGCCCAUAUUUUCGAAACCUCAUCAAGAACUGGCGAGAAUGUAUCUUUAUUAUUCCAAACCAUAGCCGAAAAUUUUUGUAAAAAAACCAAUAAUGGUACCAACCUUCCAAAUCAUAAUAAUAAUAAUAGUAUAGGUAAUAGUGUAAAAGUAGACCAAAAAUCAGAAAAAGAAAAAGGAGGAUGUUGUUAA